Molecule: messenger RNA, 492 nt
Organism: Phlebotomus argentipes
Lineage: Eukaryota; Metazoa; Arthropoda; Insecta; Diptera; Psychodidae
Product: ADP-ribosylation factor-like protein 2-binding protein
Exons: 2
Coding region: 61-492 (143 amino acids)
Biological process (GO): maintenance of protein location in nucleus; positive regulation of tyrosine phosphorylation of STAT protein
Cellular component (GO): mitochondrial intermembrane space
Source: RefSeq, a predicted model, not a curated record
GGAGUUUCCUAACAACGGGACAAAUAAGGACGUCUGGGCCGCCCAGAUUCCCCUGGAAAAAUGUCUGCAUCGUCGGAAUCUGAGGACUAUUUCGACACAGUAAUUGGUCAUAUUGAGGACUUUGUGAUCAGCGAUGAGUUUCAGAAAUUGGUGCAGAACUUCAUGCAGACGUACUACAAGGAGUUCAACGAGUGCGAGGAGAACCGAAUUGAGUACACGGAGAUCUUCAAUCAGUACACAAAUGCCCUGGAGAGCUGCAUUGUUGGGAAUUUGGAGGAGCGAAUGCCCAACUUCAGCAUGGAGAGAUUCAGCGAGGAGUUGAGCAAGCGAAAGACACAAUUGGACGGUGAAAUCUUCGAGCUUCUCUUCUCUCUCACGGACUUUCUCGCCUUCAAGGAACUCAUUCUGGACUACAAGCUGUACAAGGAGAAUCAUCUGAGUGAUCUGGAUUCGGGCAUUCAAAUAAGUCGCUUGUCAAAUUCACUUAUUUAA